Camellia sinensis is the source of this 1341-nucleotide messenger RNA. NCBI's taxonomy places the organism in Eukaryota, Viridiplantae, Streptophyta, Magnoliopsida, Ericales, Theaceae. The record is from RefSeq and is a predicted model, not a curated record.
AUGUCCGUAGCCGAGUAUGAGGCUAAGUUUACUGAGUUAGCUAGGUUUGCUCCUCAUAUGGUCAACACAGACUAUAAGAAGGCUCAGAAAUUCGAGGGGGGAUUAGAUUUGGAGGUGUUUGAUCGAGUAGGAAUUUUGAAGUUGUCUACAUAUGUGGAAGUACUUGAUAGAGCAUUGAUGGCAGAGGCCAUUCUGGUAGCCAAGAAACAAGCUAAGGCUCUAACAACUGAAUGGCGAGGUAAAAGGUCUGGAUUCAAUUUCAAGAAGGGUCGGUCAUUUUCAAAGAAGCAAAACACGGGAUCCUCUAGUAGCUCUAGUCAGAGUAGUGGAUCUAUUUCAAACUGUCCAAAUUGUGGAAGGAAACAUAAAGGAGUGUAUUAUUGUGCAUUUGGCGCUUGUUAUCGGUGUGGCAAACUCGGCCAUAAAAUGAAGGAUUGUCCACUGGGGUCCAAAAAUGCCAACCGCCCCGUAGCAAGUUCAGCCGGAUCUGCCUUCGUAACAAGAUCAAAUGCAAGAACUAAUGCCAGAGGUAAUACUGAAAAUGAAACAUUAAGGCAAGGGAGAGUAUUCACACUGGUGCCAGGGGAUGUACAGAAUACUGAGUCUGUGGUGUCAGCAUGUGAUGUUAUGAUCAGUGACAUGAUGUUGUAUGUUGAUUUAUUACCAUUGGGAAUUGAUCAUUUUGACUGCAUAUUGGGUAUGGAUUGGUUGCCGAAGUACUGUGCAACUAUUGAUUGUGUGAAUAAAACUGUUGUGUUUCGUUCACCCGAUCUACUUGAGUUUGUGUUUGUUGGAAAUGGGGUAGUUCCUCCACCGUACUUGAUUUUUGCCAUGAAAGCUGUUAAACUGCUUAAGAAUGGAUGUAGGGGCUAUAUGUGUUGUGUUCUGAUUGAGACUUCUGCUAGUUCUAAUGUGGAAACUAUUCCUGUUUCUUGCGAAUUCCCUUAUGUCUUUCCAAAUGAAUUACCUAGGAAUUUAAUUGAUAGAGAAACUAAAUUCACUAUUGAUGUAAAAGCUAAACAUCAACGACUUGCUGGAUUAAUUCAACCACUUCCAAUACCGGAAUGGAAGUGGGACCAUAUCAUGAUGGACUUCAUUGUUGGAUUACCUCGCUCCUCUCGAGGUAUGGAUUCUAUUUGGGUCAUUGUUGGCCAUUUGACUAAGUCUGCCCAUUUUUUACCUGUGAAAACUUUUUAUAAUGCUGAUAAGUUAGCUAACAUUUAUGUGAAUGAGAUUGUGAGAUUACAUGGUGUGCCAAUAUUCAUUGUAUCUGAUAGAGAAUCGAAGUUCACGUCAAGAUUCUGGCAAAGUUUGCAGCUGGCUUUGGGCAUGGAACUGUGA